Molecule: messenger RNA, 23842 nt
Organism: Odontomachus brunneus
Lineage: Eukaryota; Metazoa; Arthropoda; Insecta; Hymenoptera; Formicidae
Gene: Rbp6
Product: RNA-binding protein Musashi homolog Rbp6
Exons: 16
Coding region: 6658-7791 (377 amino acids)
Cellular component (GO): cytoplasm
Molecular function (GO): RNA binding
Source: RefSeq, a predicted model, not a curated record
GAGAGAGAGAGAGAGAGAGAGAGAGAGAGAGAGACAGAGUGAAAGAGAGAACGAGAGAGCGAGUGAGCGAGGAGCGUGGAAGAGAGAGAGAGAAAGAGAGAGAAAGGAAGAGGGUGCAUGUGUAUAUGGAUACGUGGGAGAAUGUGAAAGAAGAAGGAUUAGGGGAGGGAAAAUGGAGCGCUUUCGUUCUCAGUGCGUUGAUAUGAUGCCGCGCGACGAUCGUUCGUCCUUUCGGGAAGGCUUGUGUUUUCUGUUUCCCUGCUCCGUGCCAGUGCCGGUUGUAACGUCGAUCACGAUUCCUAAGCGGGUCUCAGACCUCUUCGCCGUGGUCUCGCGACCCGAGCGGGUGCUGUCGAGGACGUGAAUGCGCGAUUGCCGCCAUGGAGCCCGCGACACGCAUGGUGUUUAUGUUUGCCGGGCGCGUGAAUAUGCGUGCCUCUCCUCGGACCGGUGGCGCCUUCUUUCAGCGUCUCAUAGACCCUCGCGCCGGCGGGGGCGGGUGUGGGGGUGGGAGAGAGGGGGUCGGAUGAAUGGAAGAUGGAGGGAGGACGAGGAGGAGGACGCCGCCACCUUCGAAUCAGCCGCCUACAGCCGCGGCCGCACAUCGCAGCCUCGAAAGAACGCGAAAUCUCUCGGAAUACCACACGUGAAGACCGCGCCUCGCGCGAUGCCCACGUGGUGGACCGACUCUUUCGGCGAGAUCACGCGUGGCCGUGUCACGUGAUCCUCGCUACGGCAAAACGGCGGCGCGACCGCGGCAAGGAGAGAGCGAGCGGGGACGUGUAGUGAUUUCGAGUCGGGCCCGGGGAUUCAACCAUUCGUUCGCGCGAUCAAUCGAUCGGUCGAUCGAUAGCCCGCUGGCUGCUGGUCGAUUUAACGUACCGUCCGGCAUAUUUGAGGUCUGCUGGAGAGGGUGCGCGACGAUUUCGCUCGGCUUCGUUUGUGUUUGACGAACUGAUUACACCAUGUCUCUGGCUAAGAUGGUAGCGAGGUAUCGAAUCGAUUCCAACUCGUUGGACUGUUUGUGUCCGGAUUUAACGUUCGUCCGACGGGAGGGCUUUGCUGUUUGUAGUAAUAUGUCAGAAUUUUCGCUCGCCUUCAGUUGUGCUCGAUAAACUGAUUAGAUUAUGCCGUUCGCCGGGUCACGCAGUGGUCGAUUUUCGUCCUGUGCGCGACACCGAUCCGACAACGCGAUCGGCUUGGCUUUUGUUCGCUGGUGAACACGGCAUUGGCCAUCGUUAGCGCGGCUCACCGACUCGAUUGCUAUUCGUUAGAUCGCACUCUGUCGAACGCGUUGUUCAUCGGACGGUGUCGGGGUUUGGUCGACGACUCGUAUUCAACCAUGAUGCAGCAAUCUGGGUGUUCUCCUCCGGAGAUCUUCUCACCAUGUGCGACUGUCGUCCGCUUUUGGUCGCUUCUCGCGACGAGAAAUCGCGAAUUUUCGAGUGAACACUUCAUUGCUUCCUUGGCGACGCCGAGAAACCGCAAUCUCUUGCGAACGCUUGCUCAUGCUCCCCUGAACAAUGUCCCCGGCUGGGGACAUUAAGGGACAUUAAGGAACGCAAAAAUAUAUUCGCGCUGAGGAGGAUUAUGUACUGCGAACCGAUUGAUCGAUUAGGCGCGCACUCCAAUUGAUCGAGCACUCCGAUUUCUUGGGACAAUAUUUUCCCGAGUCGACCUGAUAUACAAGCAAUUGGCUUAGCUGAUCAUAUCCGCAUGAAAACCGGAACUGUCGAAUUGUUUGCGCGGUCCACGUAACUCUCCCGAUACAUGAUUCAUUGCGGAGCGAGCAAAGUCCCUAAGUGAAACUCCCGGAGUGCACGCUGCCCGAAUCGAUAUCGAAUGUGCUCCGUAGUAUAAAUAUACUUAGAGAUGAUCCAAACGGAAAUUGACAAUACGAAUGGACCGACAAUACGGCACGACGAAUGCGACAUCGACAACUCCUUGCAGCAACGUGUUUAGAUUCCCGAAUAAACGUUGGAAUAUUACGUGGGUGUGUCGAUACUUUUCUGUAAGAAAGCAAGAGCGCGUACAAGCCAGGCACACGUACUUUCAGCUACAGGUCUGCAGGUCACGUGUGACAUUCUAGAUAAUAUCGACUGAAAUCGUAGAACUUCGAGGUGAAAUAAUUACAUAAUGACGUCGGGAAUCUUGAUAUUAUCUCGGUUUGUUUACGAAAAUCUCUUUUCCACUCUCUGACUCACUCUCUCUCUUUCUCUCUCUCUUACUCUAUUCGGAAAGCGUAAAUUCUCGGCGACAUUUGCAUUAAGAGCAAUAAAUUAUUCUCCGUCGAAAUGAUCUGUGGGAUGAUACCCGUUCCAGAGUUAACUCUCGAGAUGAUUAUGCGCUAGGAAACGGUAGCCCAUUUUGAUUCUUCCAAUUAGGAGGACCUCUAGAUGGAUAGGUGAAUAGAGGUAGAUAGAUAGCUAUACAUAGAGGACGAGCGUUGUGUGGCGGUGGGAAGAGGAAGGAGAGAGGGAGAGAGAGAGAAGCAGACAGAGAGCGAGAGAGAACGCGUGGGAGGAAGAUGGCUAUAUUGCGGCUCGGGAAAAUCGAUGUUCAAAUGCGCCACCACGUGAUUACGUCCACGUCCAAGCGGGAGCGUUAUCUCGCUGUGUAAUAAUGCGAGGUGCGAUUAUUUGCGACGACGACGACGACGACGACGACGACGACGACGACGACGACGACGACGACGACGACGACGACGAUGACGACGACGACGACGACGAUGAUGAAGAGCAGCGCAAGCAGUCCCCGCGGAGUGGGGACUUCCUCCGCGUGCGUGGCGGAAAGGCGAGAGGGGAGGGGGAAAUCAUGAAUGAAAAGGGUGGGAGGUCGUUUCCUUAUCGACGCACGCUGACGGAUACUUAAGCCGGCUAAUUAAUGACGCGUACGUGGUUCGAUUAUGGUCGUCGUUGCUGGUAUAGGCCGACGUGCAGGAAGUGCGAUUCUCUUCCUCGACGACCGGCGAUUACGCCGCGCCCGCCGCCUCCACCGCCUCCAUCGCCUCCGCCGCCGCCGCCGCCGCCGUCGGCCGGAUUAUUCGCGGACCGGUUCGUGGCCAAUCUAAAAAGCCAUCGAAGCGCAGUCGCGCUUUUUAUCGUCCGACGACCUUGAUGGAGCCAGGUCUUCAUUUGGAGCUCUUUAUGGCGACGUGGGAUUGUCGUAAAGCCUUUAAGCAAACGCACGUAACUCCCGUAUCCCUCCGCGUAGGCCGGUAAUUAGCAAUCACGUGGGAUCCCGUCCAUCGAUCCUUUGACGAAGUCGUAAAGCAGCCAGCUCUACGCGGAUUUUCCGCCUCGGCGUGGUGAUCGAUAAGCGGCGCGUGUUCGCGCUUGGGAACCUUCUCGGCACGAGGCAGUGCCCCACACGAAUGUAAUUAAUUAGGUCGUCGAAGCUUCGCUGGUUUUUUCCCCGUAAUAGCUAUUGGAUUUGAGAAUUUAUGGGCUCCUCGAUUUUAGAAGCUCGUUAGGCAUCGGAGUACGCGAGACUUCCGGGUUUCUCGCGCGUUGCUCGUCGCUCUGUGAAUUUUCCAUGCGCUAAAGUGGUCGUCACGAAGCAUCAGCGUCUUCGCGCUGAAGACUUCAGGUGGAAUAGCGUCCCUCGGGUCUGUUUAGCAUCUCGAUCAAUUCGUUUCUUCCGUCGAUCUCGUGGGAAUAUGAUAAAUCGUGAGUCGUUCCAGUGCGAAUUCAAGGUGGACGGAACCUCCCCCUCGGAAUGUGUGUGUGUGUGUGUGUGAGAGAGAAAGAGAGAAAGAGAGAGAGAGAAAGAAGCAGCGAAAGUUGAAUGAGCGAUCGAUCCAUCGAUCGAUCGGUGGUGGUGGGUCGAUCGGUGAGCGGCUGAAGUUCGCGAAGAAGAAGGGAAGGAUACGAGACGGAGGCACCGGUCCAAGGAGGAGGCAAGCGCGUAGUUCGCGUUGUGCGUUUCCGUGAUCGCGGGAGAUCCGAUCGGGGCGCGUCGAAACGUGUUCGCGUGGCAAGAAGAGACGGGUGUUGUUCGAUUGUUGGUUGAUGUGUGGUGACACCUGCCGUCGAGGGCGGGAGACUGCGCAGGGGGUUGCAAAAGUAGUAACCGGAAGUUACCCUCUGCCGACAGUCUCCCCGCGUCCGCUUCCUCUUCCGCCAACGACCCGCUGCCGGACGGCGUGCCUGAUGGAAUCGUCUUUCUUUUCUAGGAAAAUGUUCAUCGGCGGCCUGUCUUGGCAAACCAGUCCAGGUGAGUGAACAUUUUCGUAAAUCGCCGACGGAGCCACGAAGGCAACGUAAUCUAAUCUUGGUGAGUCUCUGCAUUUCCUCCGAUCUACGCCAAGUGUAACGUCCGUGAUUUAACGGGCGCGCGCGCGAGAACGGCGCGGAAACAAGAGAGCGCGUACAAGAAUCGCGGGGAUAAAGGAACAGUGAAAGGGUGGGUAGGCGGGGGUAGUAGACUUGAGGGCGCGCGUUUUAGAAGUAGUGGACGGAAUAUGGAAAUCCUGAUGCCGUUCCAAAACGCGCGCGCGGUCAUCGCGACGAGAGGGAGGAAAGAGCAUGCAAGGAUAAUCGAAGUGCGAUCUAAGUCGACGCGAGCGUGGAUGUCAAGGUAUUCGCCAUCAGCUGGCCGGGGUCCAGAGACUUCCGCAAACUCGCGCGAAACUCGCGUCUUCACGGCCGUUCCGUUCGUGAGGUCGCUCUUCUUUUGCGCGGGAACGAACAAGGCGAAAUUUUGAUUCCUAUAGUUAAUUCUAUAGAGCCCCGUCGAACUUGAGUGAUUAACAGGAAAUCUCGAAAUAUAACAUUGUACAGGCUAUUUUCCUAUCCUUUUGGUGCUCCCCGAAUUUCUAGCAGUGAAAUUUCACUCGAAAAGUGGAGUGAUCAACGAGUCACUUAAAUUCGAGUGAUUUUCACUCUUAAUCGUCGAGUAAUUAUUUUCACACGAAAUUUUGAAGAGUGAACUUGAUGUGCUCCAUCGCGCGUUGCAGGAACAUGUUCACUGCAAUCGACUGAAACGUUCGCUUAUAUGGAGUUAGAAUCCAAUCUAAGCUUGAGUGGAAUAUUUUACUCUUACAAUUUCGAGUGGUGAUAUUUUUACUAUUAUUUUGAGCGAAAAUACUGCCGUUUUCCACUCGUUUUAAGUGAAAUUCCACUUCAAGAAAUUUAGAGAAUGCUACGAAUGAUUACUUAACGCCCUUUUUAACCUUUAGAGGGCCGCUAUUUGAAGUACCAGAUUCCACGAAGAAAAUCGAUAAAAAAUGUACCUUAUAUCGUAUAUUGAUCAUAUACAAAUUACCGAUCACGGAAAUCACCACAUAAGUGGUGGUCCCGGCUUUGGGGGGUAAAGACAAUGUUAAAAUUUUGAAAAAAAUUUGAAAAAAAUAGGUUUCUAGAAGUUUUCGAGGUUGCUGAACAAGAUGGAAUUGUCAGUUUUUGUAAAUUAUGAUAAUUUAUAGUUAUAUCGUUAUAUAGUUAUAUAAGAAAAAAAUAGCAAAUGGGGGAAAGGAAGAGAGAUGGGGGAGGACAAUGGGUGCAAACUUGUAUCUGGAUGUGUGAAUACUUAUACACACAUAAGUAGAUAAGUGUAGAACAUGAAUGCAAUGUAUAUUUAACUGCUGUCUACUACCACUAUAGUGGUCCUUUUCCGGCCCUCUAAAGGUUAAUCAUGUUGAAUUGUCCUUAAAAGAAGAAUUUACUUCAGAGAGAAUAUUUUAAUAUUCUAUCCACAUUUAAUUUUUAUUCUUAAUUUUGAUAAACAAUGCGUUCAUUCUGCAAUUCACUGAAUCGUGUGUGAAAUGUAUGUGAUAAGCAAAUAUUAAUUAAUAUGAACAAAUAAUGGGAUUAUUUGGAAAAUGAAACAACAAAUUUUGUUCCUUUAUUCCUGAUUUCUUUAUUGUAUUCUUUCAUUGACGUUGAAUAUUUUUAUGUGUUCAAUAUGAAAUGUAUCUUAAUAUAAAAUAUACAUUUCUAUACAUCUAUAAAUAUAUGGUGUAUAACAACCCGCGUCCUGCGUCUUGGCUUUCCAAUACAGCAUCUUGCAAUAGACUGCACCGUCACGGCAUUCCGGUAGCGCUGACACUCGUGUAGAUCAGAUCGGAAAAAAAGAGAGAAAGGGAAACACGUGUUAAUUAACGCGACGUCGCUGAGUGAGUUUAAUGAUUAAAUAUUUCAAGAGCCGACGAAAUAUUUCGCGUGUGAAAUGUAACGUAACACUUGGUCACGGGAAAAUACACGACGCGUGCGAGUACCAAAACAGCGGGCAAGAAAUGUAAACAUUCACCCUCCCAUCAAUCGUCAACCGUCGUCGUACGGCGCUGAGCGCCGAGUGAUAACACAAUCAAAACAUCGCGGACCUUCGAGGCGGUCAAGUUACCUUUGUGCGUCACGCGCUUUUCCGAGUGUUCCCAUUCAAUUCCGGGCCGGCGAGCGGUACUCAUACAGCGCGCGAACUAAUGUGCGUCAGUGUGUUAUUUAUCGUUCCCCUCGGUGAUUAAUAUAUUCCGUUGGCUCUGAAAAUAUUUAAUCGGAGACUGUUCGUCGCGGCCUCACGUCACUUAACACGUGUUUCUUCGAUCGAGUCAUACUUACUCGCGAGUGUCAGUGUCAGUGCCACGACGUGGAGCAGUCAGGAUGCCAAGGCCGAGAAACUACGGCGGAGGACGCAGGGCGCCUGGUCGCGAUACAUCAUAUGUUUCAAGAGAGCCUUAGGGAGUAUUUCACCAAGUAUGGAGACAUCACAGAGGUCAUGGUCAUGAAAGAUCCUACCACGCGACGAUCAAGGGGCUUUGGAUUCAUCACAUUCGCAGACCCGGCGAGCGUCGACAAAGUGUUGGCGCAGGGCAAUCACGAGCUGGACGGCAAGAAAAUCGACCCAAAGGUAGCGUUUCCUAGGAGAACACAUCCAAAGAUGGUGACGAGAACAAAGAAGAUAUUCGUCGGGGGGUUAUCGGCGCCAACGACGCUGGAGGACGUCAAAAAUUACUUCGAACAAUUUGGCCCGAUCGAGGAUGCCAUGCUGAUGUUCGACAAGCAAACCAACAGGCAUAGAGGCUUUGGAUUUGUCACGUUUCAAAGCGAGGAUGUCGUCGACAAGGUCUGCGAGAUCCAUUUCCACGAAAUCAACAACAAAAUGGUCGAGUGCAAGAAGGCACAGCCGAAGGAAGUGAUGCUCCCAGCGAAUCUGGCGAAGACGCGAGCGGCCAGCAGAGGCGCAUACGAUUUUAUGUGGUCCCUGGGAGCAUUACCUGAUGGUUUCCCAGCGGCGGCGUACGCGGCAUACGCGGCGGGCCGCGGCUAUUCUGGGUACCCUAGUUUCGGAUUACCCUACCCGACAGGAGUGCCAGCGGUGUACUACCACGGAACAGGAAGUGAGAAUGCAGGCCGCGCGUAUACGGAGGCGCCGAUGCAACAUGUCCAACGCAAUGCACUCCGGAAGAAAUUGGAUCUAACCAAUGGACAGCUCACCCCAAACAACAACACGCCCUUACUUACGCAAGCACUUUCUGUGAUGAACAACUACCAGGCGGCCGCAGCACAGGCCGGAUUCCCGCCGGCGUCGCCGCACGCGGCCGGCGGCCACGGUGGGCCGCAGGGCCGGUCAUUCCCGGCGGCCAAUUCGCCGGGCCCGAUUGACAUGUACAGCUCGGGCGCCGCAGCCGCAGCAGCAGUCGCAGCCGCGGAUUCCGUCGCAAGCUACGUCCAGGCCGCAGCUAGCCCGCAGCCCCCCACGACCGCGUUCCCCGCGAUCGCCGUAUCCCGCGCCCCGCUCAACUACAGUCCCGGGCCUCUCAUACCGGCGGCGUUCACUAAUGGCUACCAUUGAGCCUUGUUAAGACCUAAUAACAGGAUGGACGAGACGGCAGAACGCAGCACGGUCGCCUGAUGACAUUAUAAGCAACGGGAGUUUUGAGGCAGCUGAAUACAGUGGAUAAUCUCUGGACGAAAAAGAAAACACAUAUAUACACGACUACUGCAAAUGACGAUCGAAAGUUGCGAUGCAUUAAAAAAAUAAAAAAGAAAAAAAAAUAGAUAAUAUCGAGUAGAAGGCAACAAUCGAGUAAGAUCCAAUCGAUGCAACUUCAAAGUCCAGGUUGUAGACAACUGGACGUAAUAUUACGCGAAUAUCGACAACGCAUUAAGGCGAAGAAUUUAGACCGUUAGUCGGAUCUACGGAGGUUGGAUGCAGCUUAUGAGUAAAUAGAGAUGAAAAGCACGAGAACACUGCUAGAGAAGUGGGAAAAGCGCAACGAGGAGAAGACUACGCACGUCCAACGCACGUCCAGAGAAGAUCAGAGAGAAAUAACGAGAGGAGAGCGACAGGAAGACCGACCGACCGACCGUCAGACGGAAAAAGAAAGAGAAGGCAACGCGCGCUGCAAUAGGUUUAGCUGUGGCCGAAACUGCGUAUUGACGCCAGCCCGUUCUCCGAUAUUAAAAAAAAAAGAGAGAAGGAAUAAUAAUAUAAUAAUAAUAAAUUAAAUUAAUAUUAUUAAUUGCUAAAUAUUUAAGCGGUUAAGUCUAGAAUAUAUAAAUAGUAUAUAUAUAUAUAAAGAUAUAUAUAUAAAUAUAUAUAUAUAUAUACAUAUAUAUAUAAAUAUAUAAAUAAUUGAUAAUUAUAUUAGACGAGAUAAAAACGUAUGACCUCUAGUAUUUAAGGCAGAUAAAAGAGAGAGAGGCGGAAGAAAGAUACCAACUCACGAAUAUUAUUAUAUAUAUAUAUAUAUAUUAUAUAUAUAUAUAUAUAUAUAUAUAUAUAUAUAACUAUUAAUUAUUAUAUAAUUACUAUGGCGAUUGCCCGCGUAAAUAUAUAUUAUUACAUAACGAUAGGCACGCGCACGCGUUCACACCUGGGAAAGACUUUUGUUUCCGGGCUUUCAAGUUUUAAUCGCAUGCGCGGGUAAGGUUGAGGAAUUUAAUGUCGGCCAAGGAGAACGACGACGCGGAGAAGAGAGAAGAGGAGAGGGGAGACAAGGGCCGAUGAAAAGAAAAAAAAAAUGGAAACAAAAAGAGGAGAAGUAAGAUGGAUAAAUCGAGAGGUGUUUUUGCCGCCCUUUCUCUGCGUCUCCGCGUGGAGACACGAGCUCCUUCUUCUCUCCCAACGUGCCUUUUCGCUGGCUAAAUAGCGGAACGGUGCUUCUCUCCUGUCCUGUCGCAGUCCUGCUUUCCCGGGUGUGCAACAAGAUAAAAAAAAAAAAAGAAAGAAAUGAAGAAGAACAAGAGGGAUAUAGUGGCGGGCGAGCGAGGAAGUUACAUACAUAGGCGUGUUACAUAUUUGACGUCACGCUGUUAGCAUUACUUGCGAGAAGAGGGAAACGUGCAAGAAGACUGCGUCGAAUUUCGCGACGACGAGGCGAGCCCGAGAACACGGCAAGAAGGGCAACAGCGGAAGACCCUCCAGGAGGAAGAAACAGUGCUAGAUGAUGUCGUUAGAAUCACAGAGUGGCGGAAGCUCCCUAGCUGCAUUUCGCCGACGAAUCCGCCGUUCAUAUCCCAAUGAGCAAAACGCGACCGCACGAUGCGCGUGUGCGCCGCAAUUACAAUGAGUUCAUAAUUGCAAACUCGACGAAGAAAUGUCAUCAUGUUUCAUGGCAAUAAGAUACUUUGCGCUAACUCGAAAGGAAUCUCGAAGAGUACUAUUUGUUAUCAGUCUCAUUCACUCAGCUUGCGUGAUGGCCUCCUCGCUUUUCGAAACAGUGGGAUAUGAACGGUGUCGAUUCGCGUCGCUCCGUAAUUCUAAUUGACACCGAACGCUCGCUUCGAUGUUCCGCUCGGAGUUUCCGCUUCCGGAGGCGCCGGACGACGACUGUUAUGAAUCUAAUCGGCCACUGUAUAGCUUUAAAACCGACUACGUGCAGUAACCCCUGUUACAAUAUACACACAUAUUACGCGUACGCGCGAAUUACCGUGUAAUUGAUUUAAAGUAACGCCGUAUAUGCAUGACUCUAUAGAGAUGAGCUAGUGUAACAAAAGAGAAAGGAGAGUUUCUUUCAAAGCGGCAAACAACCGCAGCACAUAACACACAUUCAUACAGACAAGCGUGCAUACAUUCACGCAAACACGCCGCACACGAUACAACACGCACACACAUACACACACAUACGAAAGAUACAACACACGCUCCACAUCCCCGGCGUCUAAUCGUCUAAGGCUGAGUUACACCGACAGUCCGGAUUAACUAACGCUGGUUAGCAAUUCAUUAUCCUCCGCUAAAUUAUAGUCUUACUCGUAAUAUACAGACGGACAAAGGAAAUUUAUGGUUAACCAGCGUCGGCGUUAAACGACGUAGGUGCGAACCUAAAUAAGAUUCAUACAGGGGGAGAUCAAAUUAUCGGAAGAGGAGAUCGAGUUGAAGGGAGGAGCUAGCAAAUGUAUACAUAGAGAUAUCGCGUAAUCUUCGUCCGCGGUGUACAGAGCGUCAAUCGACGAUGCGCUUCAAACGCUAACUUAAUGGGAGAGGACGAGGAGAUAUUAUGGAAAAAAAAAGAAACAAAAUACCCCUAAAAUUAUAUACGAGAGAAAGAGGGAGAGAGAGAGAGGGAGAGAAAGAGAGAGAGAUAGUGAGGGAGAGAAAGAGAGAGAAAGAAUGAAAGAGAGAGAGAGGGGAGAGAAAAAGGCAGAGAGCAAGAGAGAGAGAGAGAGAGAGAGAGAGAGAGAGAGAGAGAAAGGGGUGAAUAAAAGUGCGCGUGAGAGUGCGUAAGCGUUACUUUUUAGAGAUAAAAAAACGCGCGAUCGCCAGUAGCGUCGCGAUUAGAUCUAGGAAUUAAACGGGCUAGCGAGGAAAGACAUAAACGUGAGAGCGAACAUUAUAUUAUAACCAUCUAUAUAUCGCAAAGGAACGGCUGGACAUCGGAUGCUGCGUUCAUUCGCGCUUCCAGUUCAAUUCAAUUCUGGAUGUUGAAAGAGGCCAAAAUUCCGCUCGACGAGAACGCGAGGCGAGCCCCUUCUGACAUCCGUGAGCCUCAAUUGAACCAUGUUAUUAUAUGAACGGAUACACAAACAAGCGAUGCAACGUCGCGAUUCCGGAAAUCAUUUCUCCGAGUUUCCCUUGAAAGGAGUAUCCGUGCUACUACUUUUUUCCUUUCGGAUGAUCGCUUAGCUCGUACGACUCUAGAUUGCAUAACACGGUCCAAUUGACGAGUGAAUGAGCGAAGAUCCCGACAGAUCACUCGCGACGAUUCGGGAGUGUUAGAUUUAAACUUUGUCGUGACCUUAUGGACAUUGCGCGCGGAAAGACGAGAGGAAUUUCGAUUGGACGCGAGGUCAGGCUCGAUUCUUCAAGGCGUGAACUUCCGGACGGUUGGACGAGUGAUCGGACACACCUGGUGUUAUCCGUUUUUUUUUUUUUCACGGCCGGGCGAGUCGCAGGAGAGAUUUGACGGAUGGAUAUAUCGCUACGGAUGCACCACGAGCUAAUUACCAACAUUCGUAGGCUAAGUUGCAUCGACAGUCUCGCUCAACUAACUCUGAGUUAUCGAUUUGAUAUCCCUUUCUAGAGAUCAGAGAGAGUCUUAGCUAAUAUAAUAAUAAUAGAUAAAGGAAACGAAUUUCGUGUUAAUCUUGAUUAGUACUAACCAACAUUGAUACAAAAUCACAGUUCUUAGGUCUCCUUAUGCGUGCCUUCUUCGUCGCGCGUAACGCGUUCAGUCGCCGUUGCGUUCUCUCCGAAUGGAAGAUUGCAGAGAUUAAUAGAGAUGCGUUCUCUCUUUCACGUGCGUCGUGACGCGUUCGCACACGUAGCCGAAAAAGCUUCCGAUCUUCAAUCCCGGCGCUAAGAUCGCACGCAUAAGGAAGACUCCGAGCGGCCGUUGCUGCGGUAAUGUGACAAUGCAUUUAAAGAUAAAAAAAAGAAAAAUAUAUAACAGCGCAUGUGCGUGGGUGCGAGAAGCCCCGGCGUAUAUUGACGGAGAGUUUUAACGCGAGAGGUUCCUCCCUUCUUUCUGGCGACAAGGGCCACGUCGCCCUUAAUUAAAUUAUGCGCGUAAUUUAUACGACUGGGACGUUCGCGUUUCGUUUAUAUAUCGCUGAACAAACGGUUCCUUAUAUUGCAUAUUAUCAUUACUAUGAUUGAAUUCACCGGAGAGCGUGUCAUCGGUCGAUUAAUUAUAAUUAUACGAACGAUGAAUAUACGCGCGGCUAUUGCGCGCGUGCUGUUAUUAUUAUUGCAUUAAACAACAGGGUAAACAAAAAAAAGAAGAAAGAAUGAAGGAAAGAGAAAUAUCUUUAAAUUGGAUACGUGCGUCACGUCGAACGGCAACACCAUUUUGUUUUUUCGGGUGUAUACGUGUACGCAACUAUACUGAGAGGAAUAUAUAUAUACGCGCGCGCAAACGAGUCAAUUCUUAACAAACGUUAGCAAUACUUCUUCAUGACCACAAAGAGACGUACGGCGGCAAAAUGGCUAAGGCGUGUCAACACGUCAAUACCAGUAUUCUUAAGUUCCUAAAUUAUGCGCGUAAACUCGGUUCGUUUUAAGAAAGUAGAGAAAAGACAAAGUCGGCAAAGUAGUGUCUAUCGUGACCGGGGAAGGGGAGAACGAAAUGGGCGAACUGCGAUCACGUGUGUAUCACCGCAUUUGUCGAUACCUCCCGUUACCUUGUGAGCAAAACAAAAUGGUGGCUGUCUCAUUAUAUGGCUCAGAGAUUAAUUUAAGUGUGGAGAGGGAGCGUGAUAUCUUCGAGCAAAAACGUUCAGAGUAGACGUAUUGUGCAUAAGACACGGAGAAGCGAUCCACCGCAUAUCCGGGUAGUCGCUCUCCUUUAAUCAAAAAGUUAAGCGAGACAAGAAUUUCAGUCGAGACGAUUGUUCAAUAAUAGUCAUUGAUAAGCGAGAGUUGUAUGAACCAUCUCAGACGCGUCGAAGGUAAUAAGUAAGCUAAGUGCGUGCUUCUUCAAGAUGCAUUUUCUCCCUUCGUUCGCGAACGUGACAAAUUCAAAUCCCGAUUGCCGAUUGAGUAGAGAUCGUAAAGUAGAGAUAAUUUGUGACUACAAUAUCAUUUUGCAGCUGACUAGUCGAGCAAGACGACGCGAGUGUAAGAAUUAAUAAUCGAAAUUGAAUGCGCGACGCUCGUCACAUUUAACAGAUGAAGAAGUGAUAUGUUUGUAGCAUCCCCCUGAGUAAUUAAUUAAAUUAACGGCUAUUACAUUAAUUAAGUUUAGCGUUAUAUAUGAGUAAAUUACAUUACGCCAAAAGUGCUCUACGUUAAAUCUGUUAACAGUCGUUAAAUAUACUUCCUCUAUGUUAUAUAAUACAUGUUCCAAUACAUGUUAUAAUACAUGUUCCAAUACAUGUUCCAUGUUCUUUAACCGUAAUUAAUAUUUAUUAAUCGCCAUGAAUUUCCCGAUUCGUCUCCUCACUUAACUGAAAUUUAUUUAUUUAUUUAUAUAUAUAUAUAUACAUAUAUAUAUAUAUAUAUAUAUAUAUAUAUAUAUAUAUGUAUAUAUAUAUAUACUCUUGAGUGUGUAGACUCUCUCUCUUUCAUGUGUGUAUCUCUGUUUCCUUGGAAGAAUCUUUCGCAAAUUCGUACUGCAGUCGCAAAGUAUCCCCACUUUCAAACUGUAAAAAAGUGUGUACGUUCGCGCAAUUCCCUAUCUUACGUUUCCCUCAGCGAGUUGUUGUGUUUCGCUGCGCAGCAGAAGUAUUGCUGAAUGAAAAUCGAAUCUGGAGCUUUUGUGUUGCGCGCUAGAUGUUCAUCGCGCGCGCGCGCGCGCUUUAGCACGUAUCUUAAUUCGAUUCGUGAUAAUUCAACCAACGGAGAUGGAUUCACAGGAAUACGACACAACGGUGUCGGCCGCAGCGACAUACUUUAUGUGUGCAAAUAACAAAUAAGGCAACACAAAGCUAACACGGGUGGGCUUUUCGUAAGAGAGGCAUAUAGAUGACUACUACACGGUACAUACACAAACACUUACAUGUAAAACAAGGACAUAACACCAGCUCAACAGAACGUAGUAGAGCGUAAACGCGAGAUUCGUCGCACGUAGGCUUAAGAGAAGACGCGCGAGAUCGCAGUGAGGAGAUAAAAAAGUGUAAAAAAAAAAGAGUACAGAAAAGGACAGGAACGAGAGUAAAACAAAAGGAAGAUGGUCGUAGUGAAGCGUACAAGUCGUAACUUUUCGCAAUUGGGAAGGGAAAGCCGAGAGAAUUCCGGGCCGUUUGCGUAACAUCCGCUCGACGGACAACAGCCCGAGAGCGGGUUCACGACGAAAAAGUACUCCACUCUCAAUCCGACGGCAGAAUUACGAAGUUUCGUUCGCGACCGCCCGAAAUCUUCACGCAAAAGGUUACAAAUUUCGUCGGGUUGGCUCCUUUUUCCGUUCCUUUUUCUUUUCCGCUUGCUAAAUUUUACAGUGCUCUCGGCGUGAACACCGAUGCAGUUUGAGAACCGUGGCGUAAACCGAAAGUAAAGUAUUAAUCGAGAUCGAGAGGGACGAAUCAUCGCGCGAUCCGACGAUCUAGUUCAAAGGGCCAACGACCGAAAUUAUUUUUAAAUACUGGCUGGCUAUCAAAUAUUAAAAAAAAAAUUUUAUUGGACAAUUAUUUAUCAUCAUUCACGCUGUGUAUCCUUUUUAAGAAAUAUAAAAAAACCUUUUUAUUUUAUAUUUUAGGAAACAAAUAUAUUUAUAUUUUAGGAAACAAAUAUAGUCGUGACUUGCAUAAUUCACUUGUAAUUCACGUUUGUAAAUUGAAAGACUAAGCAAAAAGAUCGAUACAUAUAGAAAGAUUGACCACUUCGUCUAUAUCCUUAUAUAUACGAUGAGUUGUACUAUAAUUUAUAUUAUGUUGUACUGUAAUUUAUAUUAUGAUCAGCUCAUACACUGUAUUAAAAAUUUGUUGAGUUGUUGGCUUCGCGGGAACUAGAUUAUCGAAUUAUUUACUACUGCCAAUCUCACAAUCGCAAGAGAAAUAUUCUCAAAAAAAAAAUUGUUUCGGAAGAGAAACAAAUGCAUAUACUCCGAUUCAAUAGUUUAUCUUACAGCUGUUUGACGAAAGCAGAACACUCUAUAAGGAGGUAAUUAAAUUGCAUAACUUUAUAUUUUAGGUGUAUAUUAAUCUUCUUCCACACAAUGUGUAUACCGUUACUUGUGAAAAGGCAAUCACUUGUUAUGAUGCAAAUAGUAAAUCUGUCCUCGAAUCGAUUAUACUCAUGUGUAAUACUACAUUUGAAAUCAUUGUAGAAAUUAUCCAUCUUUCUUUGUUGCGUUCUACUUUCCUCGAACAGUAAUAUAUUUUAAUUUCGUACCUCUUCAUCUCGUCGUAUAUCGGUUUACGUAUGCUUCAAAAUGCAAUUCGCGCAACAAUUUUAUGACUUUAAUAUAAAAUGCAAAUACUCACCGAUAUAACGUCGCGAUGACAGCUCUGGGAUGUUCGGAGUUCUUCCGGCAGCCUCUCCUGAAAACAGGCAGAAAAAAAAUUAUAUAUAUAUGUUUAAAUAUAUAUAUAUAUAUAUAAAUAUAUAUAAAUGUAUACAUAUUCGAAAAAAAGAAUCUACGAUCAAUUAUUAAUUACAAAGAGGCGCGAUCAAUAUACAAAUAAGUUGACGCGAGAAAAAAAGAGUGAAAGACAGCGAGAGAAAGAGAGAGAGAGAAAGAGAGGGAGAGAGAGAGAAUGAGAGCGCAAGAGAGAAAGAAUGAGAAAGGGUAUGCAAGAGAUAAAAGUGUAAAAGAGGAGAGAAAGGGAGAGAGAGAAAGAGAGAUGAGUUUGUAGGAAAACAAGAGCAAGCAAAAUAUAUGUGACUAUAGUCCAGGCGCGUUUAUAUUUAUAAAUAUGAAAUAUAUUAUAUAAUAUUGAAAUAUUACAUAUAUAUAUCUCUAGUAUAUAAAAAUAUAAAUAUAUAAAUAUAAAUAUAUAUAUAAAUAUACAUAUAUAUAUAUAAAUAUACUUAUUGAAUGAUUAUAUAAGAAAGGCAAAAUAUAUAUUAUAAUUAUAUAUAUAUAUAAACGAGAUAUAUAUAUAUAUAUAGGCGAAAAAGAAAAUAUGAGGAUUAUGGAGAUGAACAGAUAUAUUGAGACAUUGUUUUAUGCAUUUGUAUAUAUAGUUAUUGAUGUUUUAAAGCUAAUAUACUAUUGUACUGAAACUUUUGGAUCACCACCGAUUGCGAUAUAAUUAAUGGGGGGGGGGGAAGGGGCGAGAGGAGCAGAACGGGGUGGGUAAGAAAGGAAGAAAAGGAGGAGAAGAGUUGUUUGCGCGAGGCGCGGCUAGAGUAGGCUAAACUCUCUACGAGCCUAUUCGCGAUUCUCAAGAGCUUUUUUUACAAGACCUAUUUAGAUGAAAAACGAAUUAAUUAUGGACAUAUGAGGUGGACAUAUGAGGUAGACGAGAUGAAAUAAUACGACAUCGAUCGCUCGUCGUGUUCAGAGCCGCCCCUCGUGCGACUGCACAUGAUAUAUACAUACAUACAUAUAAAUAAUAAGAUAAUAAUUAUGACGGCCGAUUUGUACAUCGGUUGUCGUAAUAUACAUAUAUACGACAAGGAAAACGUAUAGAGAAAGAAACAGAGAGGAGGAAAGGGGAAAAGAGAGGGGAUGACAAAAGCAUGCGGACAGACAUUAAUUAAUUAUUUAAGCAACUUACUACUUCGCGCAUGAGCGACAAACCAAUAAGGCGGGAAGUUUUCAUGACCGGAGAUUGAACAAGAGACGCUAUAACAUCACACGACACACAUUCAUUUGCAGCAUACACGACAGUCAUACUCAUACACAUACGCACACGACACACAGAUACAUACACACGAUCGCAAUGGUCCCGUUCGCGUCGUGACGUCAAUUCUCAUUGCGAAUCGGUCAGUGUUUUCGUCCGGCUUCAAACGAAAAGAGGAAAAAGAAUGUCUGACACCUUACGUGAACAUAAUGUAUCAGUGAUGAUAUCGGAACACCGUCAAGAGAUUUAAGUGAAAUAUUAUAAAACACACAUACAAACACGUAUACAUAAUAUAAAAGAGUAUUCAAUAUAGAUGAAAUCAAAGCACUUAUAUGAACUUAACGGAAUGCGAUCAAUUAUCGACUCUCUUUCAUAGUGUUCGGAUAUCGGCAAACAGUGGUCAGGGAAGGAUCAACGCUGAUUCUUGGCUCUGCGAUGGUCGAUCAGAUCGAGAUAUUUCUUUCUCCCCCUCGUUUCUCGCAGUGAGAAUCGCGUUACUCGAGACGUUGUUAAGCGAAAAGAAAAAAAAAACAAAGAAAGGCAGAAAAAGAGAGAGAGAGAAGAAACGAGUGAAUGUCGUUCAAGCACAGUUACUUCGUAUGGAAAAAAGCAAUAUCGAGUAAUAAUUUAAUAUCGAGUAAUAAUUUAAACGGUGAGGCGCAGUAGCGGAUCGCACGCGCGAAUCCUUCGUGAUUAAUUGUUGUUAUCGCCUAUUUCGCGCGGAUGAAGUAAAAUAGACGAGUAUUACGGCGCACCGCACGUGGCCGCGUAUAUAAUCCAUUACGAAGUUUACGCGAAACUUUUCCGCGUUUCUGCCUAAUUGCGCGGCGAUAAUUGCUCGCGCGCGAAACCCACAGUUAAAACUACGUAAAUACACUCGUUCAAGCUCAAACCCCUCGGUAAGAAUACACACGGCUUUUUUCCGCGGGCAGAACACGUUCUAAUUAAUAUUUAAAAGUUACAUACACUAUAUACAAUCGCGCGAGUUCACGACGUCGACACUUUCAAAGACACCGAUAGACAGGGCUCUCGUUGAAGAUUCUUACGACAUACAUGUUUUCCUCUAACUGCGAUCAAGAUAUAUAAAUUUACACCACAUACACACACACACACACACAAACAAGCAACACAAACACAUUUGCUACAGUAGAUGAACGCAUACACGUUCACCAACACAUUCACCCAAAAAGGCACACAUACACACACAUACAUAAACAUAUGCGUUCGCGUGUUCACACAACGGCCAGUACAGGGACACACCCACACAAACGCAGCACGCACACAGUGGGAAGUCAGAUCGCACUUCUUCUCACGGAUUUGUCGAUAUCGAUCCUACGAUCACUUUUUAUGCACCCUCUAUUCCUCGACUAAAAUACGUUUCCUAGUGCGGCUAGUUUAGCGUGUUUUCGCUGCGCGACACGAAAUUGCGCGUUUGAUUUUGGUUUCCUCGAACGCAAACGAGCCGCCGAACGAGGCAGUCUGCAAAGAGGACGCGAUCGGGUUGUCCCCGUAGCUCUUCCCGCGAUGUGAAUGGCUCGAGAAUAUCGAAAAAGCUCGCCGGAGCCCGUAGAUAGAUAAGCAAUAUUUCGCAUAAACUAAAAGUAUUUCCCGAGACUGCGUGCUUCACUUUCGGAGGUACAUUCGGCCCAUUCGAGUCAUCCGGCGUGUACAUUUAAGGAUACUCCACACUCUCACAGCACAAGUCGUCAAAAUUUCAGUCCCAAACGCUCGCGACGGAAAGAUCGUUCCCGAGAUGUCGGACGCGACUAGACGAAUGAAUCGAGUCGCUUUCAAUUCUACGUUCGUCGUAAAGUUCUCGCGGUUGUACACCGCGGUUAUACCUUGCGAAUCGCUCCCGGGGAAUAAAACUCUCAGAUUCGUGUCCGUGCUCCGAGUUACUCCUAAUUAUGUAUUCGCCGGAAAGUUUUACCGCCGAGAAGCCCGAAAGAGCGACAAACCGGAACGAAGGGUCCCGUAGUGGAUGAUAAGUUCUAUCGCCGAGCUUCGUUCGGCGGGAAAGCAAAAGUCAAACUCUUAAGUAGAGAUAAACCGCCGUAAGCGCGAGCUCGCACUCGCUCUCCGGGACACGUACGAACUCGUCAAGGAUUCGUAAGUGACACCCUGCCGAAUCCUCAGAAUUGGCGGCUAGAAUAUCCCGAGAGCGCUCCGGACGAGAAAGGGAAGCACGAGUCGAUCGGUUGAGUGUCAAGGGAGAGAGAGAGAGAGAGAGAGAAGGAGAGAGAGAGAGAGAGAGAGAGAGAGAGAGAAAGAGAGAGCGUCUCGAGUCGGUAAAUCAAUCGAUUGGCGUGUAUCUAGUCUUAAGCUUGAAUCACGGAGUCGAGUAAGACAAGAGUCCGACCGGAGUACUUCGAUGAUUUUCCUCGCGGAAAAGCGGACUCAGUUUUCUUUUCUUCCUUUUUUUGUUUUGUUUUCGUUUCUGCGUUGAGUCGCGUUACGAUUAAGUGUUACGUUUUAUACCCAUUGUCACGCGACGUUGACGGCAUCUUCAAUUGCGUUUAUCUCACUCAUGAACUCUGUCGUAUCGCAACGCUCCUUUUUCGUUAACAAUUCAAUGGCGCUUGUUUAACCAACUCAUUCACUGCCGACCAUAGCGCACUGUUGUCUUCGCUCCCGCGGCCACUGCCGCGUAGCCGGAACGACCGCGGCGAGCUGUUCGUACAAAUAAGAAUCGGCAGUGAAUGCGUUCAGCUUCCUUGUCAGGUUUUCGAGGCAUGUGCCGAGGGUGAGUCGCCGUCGUCAUUGUCGUCGGGUAUUAAGUUACUUGCGUUGAUAGAGGCUCGCUAAGCGGCGAUACGUUCGAUACAUUAGCGAAAACGACGAGCGACGACGACGAUCCAUCCGCGGAUGCGCGUGCGAAUAUAUAAUAUAAAUAUAACCCCAAAUACAUAUAUAUAUAUAAAUAUACAAAAUAUGUAUAUACGCUGUACGAGAUGUUUCGGAAUUAUAAAUGAACAAUUAAUUAGCCAAUAGAAUUUUCCCGGAAAAACUGUAACAAAAGGAUUUCGAUGAACGUAGGUUUGCGAGAGAUGAUUGCUUUCAGAAUAUUCAGCUUUCUAUCUUGUAAGCCACGUUUCAAUUAUGCCUUCGCUUCGAUCUACAUUAAUAACGUUAGUCUUAUUCUCACGAAUGAAGAGGACAAAGAAGGAAAUCUAGACGAAUCUGUCGUGAGAGAGAGGAGAUGUGUUAUGCGCGGAGUAUCUCCACAUUGUCGCACUUACAUCUAUCUCGACGUUUGGCUGCAGUCGUUCUUCGAAUUGACGAUCGAAUAACGAGAAGAUCGAUGUUCGUUUCACGUUUUUACGUCGAUUCGUUCGCGAAUAACGAGCCUUCGAAAUCUCUGUCCGCUGGUAAACAUCACUAUGGGUGUGAACGAUGUGAGGUCAUCGACCUUACAUCUCCACUCUGUCCGCCGGAGGCCACGUAGUGGGAAGCGGCACUUGUUACAGGGAGGGGGAGACGAGUCUGUAUUCCCAGCUGUAUUUAUUACGUGCUGGAAUGCGGACUCGCUACUCACCACGCGUGCGCGUCGAGCUAAAGAUAAAGAACGCGGGUCGAUACAGUCGUCGAUAAUUCCACUCGCAGGGGUUGUGGCGACUUAAAAAAAUAUAGACCGUUGGAAAACCUCGCACUUCUGACAGACGUGUAGACGUUCUUCUUCGAGAUGAAGAUCAAUUAGCGAAAUUAGAUUAUCAUGAGAGAAAAUGUCGGUCUUUCUUAGACUGAAGCGAAAAUGAAUCUACGAUAGCAAUCUUAGAUCGAUAAUACUGUAAAAUCUCGUUUUUUGUAUUUUAAAUUAAUCUGACAUGCAUUAAAAAAAAGAAAUAAUAAUUAGAAGAUUCUUUCUUGAUUUUGCUAUCCGUGAAAAUUAAUCUAAUUUGUUUCAUGAAAUUGUACAAAAGGAAAGACAAUAUUAAAAAGUUGCAAAUAUGUAUAUAUUGAACUCUUCGCAACUGCGACCAUCGUCAUCGGCUGAGAUGAUUUAACGAACGUGUGCACUCUGAGAUUGCUGAUACUUCAAAAUAUCUGAAGUAUCAGUCAUUCUACAGUGCAUGUAAUUGUGUAGAGAUCUUAGCUUACAAAAUGAAAGAAGCUGAAUAUCCUGAAAACGAUCGACUCGCGGAUCUAUGUUUAUUACGACUCACUCGUUUGUUUAUUUGAUCUCUAUUAGCACUUAAAUUUUUACCUAUGAUACCGAAACAUCCUGUAUAUACACUCACACGAGGCAUCAUGGUAUUCUAAAUAUAUGACGAUGUAAUUACACUUUGCGUACGUUCAUACAUGUGCCGUUACACGUAAUCGACAACACUGUUAAUAUAUUCUUCCUACAUGCAAAAGUGCGAACUUCAGUAAGGUUUCUGCUAACUGUCAAACUAAUCAUCAUCAUCACAAUUGAAUUUCGUCAAAAAAUUGCCAUAAUUGUUCUGGCGUUACAUGAUUCUUAGCAAUUUUUAUCGAUAUCAGCACGGCGGUGGUAAUUGCGUAUGGACGCUUCGGUGAGGAACGAGUCCCGCAAAGAUGUUUCUUCCGUUCAGUUGGUGCUUGUAGCACUACAUAGUCAUCGAAUCUCGAACUGUUGAUUCUUCGUGGGACUCGUCGCUCGUCAAACGCGAUUCGCGAGUGUCAUCCCGUCGCAUUCUCGAUUAGCUCUUCGACGUUCAGUCAGGGCAUUCGUCCGCGACCGUAUUUUUCGAUAUACUUUCCGCUUUGUACAACAUCUAUACAUAUAUUUAUCGCGUAAAAUGUCGAAUCGUCUGCCGCAAGACUGCAGUUCAAUGGAUGCAACUCGAUUCGGAACGACCGUCUAUAAUAAAUCGGGACGCGCGCUCUCACAGAUUCAAAUUAAAUUGCACCAUAUAAAUUGAUGCAAUGCGCGAUUCUACACUAUCGGAGCGCUCUUUUGUACUCCUUGUAACUUCUCAAUAGCCGUGCUACGUCUCAAAGCUACCUGUCCGUUCAAGCCAAAGGAACACGAAUAUCUUACGAUCGCGUUUCGUUCAAUUACCUCGACGAUUCGUUACACCGUCAUGCGACAUUGUUUACCUUGACGUCGCGAAAUUAUAUGGAAGCGCGCUCAUUUCGAUUACCCAGAGCACAUGAAGUGGAAAAUAGGUUGGUUUUACAUGCGUUAAAAUUUACAUAUCAAAUGAAUCUGCGCGCGUGUAACACGGCUUAGUAAUUUUUAGCGUUAUAUAUCAACCGUUCGGAAAAUUUCUAUUUUAUUCUCAUGUGCAAUAAAUAACGACGUGCUGGAGCGUUAUGUACUGUAAAAAGGAAAAUGCCCCUUUUUGGGUUUCUAAGUUUUCUAAAAUUAUGUGUAAAUAUUGUUUGAAGAACUGUAUACUCACAGAAGCAUCCUUCUCACGCGACACAUUCAUGUGCAAUGACAUAAACGUUUGCUAAGUUGUUCAGAAAAGUAAACGAUCGCACGGAACGAUCUGCCAUCGCACUAAUAAAAAUUAUGAUCCGAAAGAUUCACAUUAUUAUAUAUUAAACGCUCUGAAUGAUUCGUAUGUUCGCGCGUUGUCGUGGGUUAUUAUUUCGUGCCGACGCCAACCGAUGAAUUAAGAAAUAUGUACUGUCGUCGAUUUCUGACGUUACGAAAACGCGCAUUAUAUAAAUCUCGACUCGUUUCAAAAACAACCCUACGACGUUUCGGCAAAACACUCACACGAUACAUUAGGUUUGAUGUCGCCAUAACGUUCACAUCGGUGAUGCAGCGAACGAGGGAAACCAAACUUUCGAGCAUACUUUCUGUGAUUCGCAGCGAAAGGAUCGCGAUAGCGGUAAAAAGAAAGAUUUAAAAAAGUAAGAGAAAGGAAGAUAGAGAAAAGAAAGAGAAGAGCAACGGCGAACGCGAGAAAGCUCGACGGCUAUGGCACAGCUUGCAAUGAGGAAACUUGCAAUAUAACAAGCAAUAACUAAGCCCAUUUUAAUUCCAUGUAUAUUAAACGAUUAUGUGGAUGCUUAAACGAGAUUUAUUAAAAUUAUAAACGAGCAAGCCAAGAGAUAAGAUGAAAAAAAAAAUACCAAUUUUACAUAUUCUUACUAAUCGUAAACGAUUACAGUACAUAUAGCGAUAUACUAAAUUAUACGAUUAUGUAUCGACUUAAAAGGAAAAAAGAACAAAAAAUGGUAUAUAUACAUAACGAUAGGCCGCCUGCGAGCGAGCGAGCGAGCGAGCAGACGCUAAUCUAAUCUACGUAAGUACGUAAAGGUUUCAAUUUUACACUACCGAUAAUAAUGACAUAACGAUAAGACUAUAUAAGAUAUAUUGAUGAUUUAUAAUAAUUAUAACGUUGUACAGAAUAUUUAUGAAGAGCCCGCUGCUGGGGGGAGAACCGAGGAGUCCUCCUUUCGCAAAUGUCAAAAAAAAAAAAUCGCGACGGGUGAUCGCCGCGAGAAAUCGACAUAACCCGUUCAAUCACUCGAGCGAGGAAGCCGGGGGCAGAGGAAAGGGGGAGGAGAGGGCGAAAGUUAAGCGGCGGGAGGAACUCGAUUCUCUGUCCAAAAGCGGCCAGACUAUAAUGGAUGUUUUGUAAGAUAAAGACAAAACGAUUGCGGGGAACGCCGAGGUUGCGUUCGAGGAAGCGAAUCGAUCGAUUGGAUCGAUCGAUUGGAGCACUUCGGAUUCCGUCGGCGAUGCUUCUCUCAAACGGAAAAAAAAGCAGAGAUAAUACGGGAUUGGUCGAUUGCGCGAUACUCGAGCGACUAUAGCGGGGAGAAUACUCGGUCCCGGGAUAUUCAAGUGAGGAGAAAAGCGAGGUAGGAACAAAAGAUAGAAAGUGAGAAAUUAUCCGCCACAGUGUGGCGCGUGCGAGGGCCGAUAAUCUAAUUAAUUGUGUAUGUAUACAAACAAAAAUAAAUAUAUAAUAUUGCGAUUAUAAAUAUUAAACUAAUAAAGAAUAACAAUAUUAUACCCCUCUCUGUACAUAUAAAUAUAUAUUAUAAUACAAUGAUUAUUGCUAUAUGAUUUAUUAUAAAUAUAUAUAUACAUAAAUAUAAAUAUAACUCAUGAAUUCACAUUAUUAUGUUUAUUAUUGUUUACUUCUGAUUAUUGAAGUUAUUAUCAUUGCGACGAUGAGAAUAAUGAUGAUGAAGAUGAUAAUGAGAACGAUUAUAUAUGAUUAUUAUUAUUAUUAUGAUAAUAUUAUUAAUAUUUAAGAAAAGGUUCACAACGUGCCGUGUGUAUGUGGGAAUAAAACAUAUAAUAUAAUGGA